Messenger RNA from Suillus discolor, 288 nucleotides. RefSeq lists its product as uncharacterized. Lineage: Eukaryota; Fungi; Basidiomycota; Agaricomycetes; Boletales; Suillaceae. Bases 1 to 288 code for a protein of 95 amino acids. The transcript is spliced from 2 exons. The record is from RefSeq and is a predicted model, not a curated record.
AUGUCUAGUCUAGCUGCUCUCCAUGCAUCGCCAUUUGCACAAGGUUUCAGCAAUAAUAAACGUCAAGCAGCUGGAAGGGCAUUGUUUAGGCACAACACACACAUCGAUGGUACUCAUUAUCACACUAGGAAACCUGGUGGUCUUCACCCAGCAUAUGCUGCAUUCAAUCAGACCAAUGGUAAAGAGAGGACUCUCACUCAUGUUGAACUAGUUGAGGCACUCUGGGAUCUUUUUGAUGCAGUAACCAUGCAAGACCAUAUCGAUGGCGAAAUCUCUCUCCUCAUUUGA